Messenger RNA from Formica exsecta, 2068 nucleotides. RefSeq names its product major facilitator superfamily domain-containing protein 10 (gene rtet). The record is from RefSeq and is a predicted model, not a curated record. Gene Ontology annotation, cellular component: brush border membrane. Bases 534 to 1853 code for a protein of 439 amino acids. NCBI's taxonomy places the organism in Eukaryota, Metazoa, Arthropoda, Insecta, Hymenoptera, Formicidae. Gene Ontology annotation, molecular function: transmembrane transporter activity. Gene Ontology annotation, biological process: transmembrane transport. The transcript has 7 exons.
CACUAUUCCGGAUUCUACACACGCGGGCUUGCCAGAAUAAUAAUGCGAGAUACAUAUAUAUAUAUAUGUUUAACGGGAUGUUGUACAAUUGGUUGGAGCCUUUCACAUUUUGGUCGACACGAAUCUGCUCCGACGAUCUCGGAUCUCGUGUCACGAUGACAGGACUAGAAAGCGGUCUUUCUUUAUUGCGUCCCGGGACAGAGUCAUAUUUGAGAAACACGCCCGACAGUCAAAUUACAAUCUCUAUAUUAAAUAUGUAGUCUAAUAAAUGUGCCAAUCGAGUUCGCGACAACAUCUGUUAUUUCGCAAAUUACAGCAUAAUCUACUUCCUGAGACCUUCGAGAGAUCCUCGAUAAAUUUGCGUAAUAGUGUGUCGUCGAUCGCGAUACUCGCUGCUAUGCAGACACUGCUGAAUGAUUCAUAAACGCAGAAAAAAUUAUCAAAUUUUAUACAUAUAUACACUUUAAAUUUAUAUAUUUAAUUUAAAAAAAAUAUUUAUAUAUAUAUACAAUAUUAAAUAUAUAUUAAGAAAUAUGAAUGGUACCAAAAAUAACACAGUGCGAGUGGUGUUUAUAUCUUUGUUGCUGGAUCUGCUAGCGUUUACAAUGAUAUUGCCGCUGUUGCCAGCUCUAUUGGAUCAUUACAAAGAGAUAGAAAAUGGACGUGGAUUAUACUCUAGCACUUUGAGCUAUAUAAAGAGCAUACAAGUAUUCUUUGAUGCGCCAGAUAAAGUCAGUACAGUUCUUUAUGGAGGUUUCCUAGGCUCUAUGUACUCUUUCUUGCAAUUUCUUGGAUCGCCAAUCAUAGGAGCUUUAUCUGAUAUUUAUGGACGAAAACCUCUAAUGCUUUUAUGUCUAAUAGGCAUUUCACUCUCGUAUCUUUUAUGGGCAUUCUCCACAAAUUUUGGUAUAUUUGUAUUGGCGAGAUUUGUGGGUGGUAUCAGUAAAGGAAACAUCAGUCUGUCAAUGGCUAUUAUCAGCGAUGUGACUUCCCCAGAAACAAGAGGAAAGGCAAUGGCGCUUGUGGGAAUAGCCUUCUCCAUAGGUUUUGUGGUAGGGCCAAUGAUAGGGGCGUUUUUCGCUUGGAUCUCGAGUGGUAAUAGGGAAGGCACAUGGUACGUGAUACCGGCCUUGUUUGCAUUCUUCCUGGCUUUAAGUGACUUAUUUUUCGUUGCUUACUAUCUCAAAGAGAGUCUACAAUUAAAACACAGAGCGACCACUUUAGCGAAAGGACUAUCUGGGGCAAUUUCAUACAUUAAUCCUAUAGAUCUUUUACAAUUUAAUGGAGUGUCCAUCUUGAGUCAUCAAGACCGACAAGAUUUAAAAAUAUUGGGUCGAGCAUAUUUUAUAUAUCUAUUUAUCUACAGCGGUUUGGAAUUCACUCUGACAUUCCUGACACAUCAUACAUUCGGAUUUACGAGUAUGCAACAGGGCUGGAUGUUUCUCGGAAUUGGACUGACCAUGGCAUUCUUACAGGGUGGUUGGGUGCGACAUAUCCCCCCAAAUAGAACAAAAGCAAUCAGCGAACUGGGUUUGUGGCUAAUAAUUCCCGCAUUUAUAUGCAUCGGUGUCGCUACCGGUGUACCGGUUUUGUUUGCCGGAAUUUUUCUUUUCGCAGUUUCCACUGCCAUGGUUGUUACUUGUAUGAUGACUCUAGUGACGCGUAUUGGACCUGAACAUCAAAAAGGCGUAAUUACUGGUACAUUCCGUUCUCUCGGUGCGUUGGCUCGCGCUUGUGGACCUAUCGUUGCAUCUUCAGCAUUUUGGUGCAUUGGAAGUACCUCGACCUAUCUAAUCGGCGCUCUAUUUCUCACGCUACCGCCGCUCAUUUUGCACGGCAUGCGUGCUUUAUGAUAUUUGAUACGGUCAAAUAUUAUCUUAUAAUCGGUCUUUUUACUUUAAACAACUACUCGAUCAACAGUAUUUUUAUAUUUUUAAUUUUUAUUAUAUAUUAUUGCCUUUGCUGCCUUUUAAAGAUAAUAUGUAGAAGCUUUAUACUUUAUAUAAUAGUAAUAUAUGAAAGUGUAAUAAUUGCUGUUAGAUAGUUAAUGUACACACUUACAUCACAC